This is a messenger RNA of Phialemonium atrogriseum, 1708 nucleotides long. Its product is annotated as histidine phosphatase superfamily. The transcript is spliced from 5 exons. The record is from RefSeq and is a predicted model, not a curated record. Gene Ontology annotation, cellular component: fungal-type cell wall. The coding region runs from base 225 to 1667 and encodes 480 amino acids. NCBI's taxonomy places the organism in Eukaryota, Fungi, Ascomycota, Sordariomycetes, Cephalothecales, Cephalothecaceae. Gene Ontology annotation, molecular function: acid phosphatase activity.
CGCAGGAAUCGGCAUCGAAUAGUACGGGAGCAACCGAAGAUCAAGUUUUUCUGUAACGUAUGAAUUGGUAUGUUACCCCAAGAGGGGGGCGGGGUUGUGACAGGAAGGAGGUUAUCUUCCGUAGAAAAGCCCCGGAUUCCCCCCCGCCCGGACACUCGCCAGUCCGGCACUACCGAAUAUCCAAACGACCUUCGCCUUGACGCGGGCUAUCGAACAAUCCACCCAUGGCGCCUCUCUCAAUGCUCGCUGCCCUUGUCGGCACCGCGGCAGUUGUGGCAGGCUACACUCCCAACAAGCCGGGUAGUAGCGGCCGCUAUCCCAUGAACGCGCCCUAUGACCAAUCUUUCCAGGACGGCUAUUCUAUCCUGAAGCACCUUGGUGGGUACGGACCCUAUGUGAACCGUGCCGCCUAUGGCAUCGGCCGUGACCCGCCCGAGGGGUGCGCUGUCGACCAGGUCAUGAUGCUCAGGCGCCACGGCGAGCGGUACCCGCUUGUUGGGGACAGCGAGAACAUGCUCAAGACGCUCGAGAAGCUGUAUGGCUCCAAGGUCAGCAGCUGGAGGGACGAUCUCGAGUUUCUAAACCGUUGGCAAUUUUUCAUUCCGGACCUGGGCUAUGUGGAGCUCGAGUCCGAGGCCGGACCGUAUAGUGGCUUGCUCGGAUCGUAUAAGCACGGCGCCGAGUACCGCGUCCGGUACGGCCAUCUGUGGGACCAGAAGCCGAAUUCGACCGUGCCAAUGUUCACGAGCGAUUACGAGCGCGUCAUUCAGACGGCAAGGAAAUUCGGUGAGGGCUUUUUUGGCUGGAACUAUUCAACCUCGGCCGCGCUCAACAUCAUUUCCGAGAGCGGGAAAAUGGGCGCAAACAGCCUGACGCCAUACUGCCCAAAGGACAAUGACACGAGCGUGUGCAACAAUCUGUCGCGGUAUAUGCCCCAGUUCGACGUCGCCGCGGCGAGGUUGGGCAGGCAGAAUCCUGGCCUUGAGCUGGAUUCCACCGACGUGUUCAAUCUAAUGCAAAUGGCCGCCUUCGAGCUCAACGUGCGCGGCUAUUCCGACUGGGUUGAUGUCUUCACCAUGGACGAGUGGGUCAGCUUCGGGUACACCCAGGAUCUACAGUUCUACUACUGUGCCGGUCCUGGCGACAAGAACAUGAAGGCUGUUGGCGCCGUCUACGCUAACGCAACCCUCCACCUCCUGAAUCAGGGGCCCAAGAAGGCCGGCUCCAUUUUCUGGAGCUUCGCCCACGACACCAACAUAACCCCGAUCCUCGCAGCUCUCGGUAUCUCGAGUCCCGCUGAGGACCUCCCGCUCCAUCACAUUCCGUUCCCGAACCCGUACUCGAUCGGCGACAUCAUGCCCAUGGGCGGCCAUCUCACGCUGGAGCGGAUGGCGUGCAACGAGACCGCCGUCACUAAGCGCGACACAUACGUGCGAAUCGUGCUGAACGAGGCUGUCGUGCCCUUCACCGGGUGCCAGGACGGGCCUGGCUUCUCGUGCUCGUUGGCGAACUACACCUCCCUUGUGACUAAGAUGCUCCCGGAUUAUACCAGCACCUGCGGUGUCGAUGCAAGCUACCCCCAAUACCUGUCUUUUUUCUGGGAUUACAAUACCACGACGACAAACAACUUUGAAACUCGCACCUAUAUCCCGUACCAAGGUGCGUAAGUCGAAUGAUAGUCAUGGUUACGGUACGAAGUAGGCCAGGC